AUAAUUUUUAAAGAGCUAGUUGCACCCAUAAGCGGUUGGUUGUUAGAAAACAAAGUAGUUGGCAUCAUUUUCAAGUAAUUUGUUCUAAUGGAGAUGGCAUUUGGAGGUGCGGCUUUCUACACCAUCAGAGUAUAUAAGGAGUCCCUGGACACUGGCAUUCACACAACUGCUCUACAACCCCAAACCAACUCACCACUCCUGACACCAUGAGCUACUACGGCAGCUACUACGGAGGCCUGGGCUGCGGCUUUGGAAGCUUUGGUGGCCUGGGCUAUGGCCAUGGCUGUGGAUAUGGCUGUGGAUAUGGCAGAGGCUAUGGAUAUGGCAGCUUCCGCAGACUGACAGGUGGCUGUGGCUUUGGAGGCCACGGAUAUGGAUGUGGCUCUGGCUUUGGAGAACCCGGAUAUGGUUUCGGCUACAGAAGCUAUGGAUAUGGAUGCUGCCGCCCAUCAUGCAGUGGAGAAUACGGGAUCUCUGGAUACUUCUGAAUAAAUACUUGAAAAUUUACAAUGCCUGCCCUUGAUUGUUUUGAAAACUUCAUUCCACAACCUGUGUGCUUUUCUCAUCUUGUCUUUAUAGCUGAACUUCUAGUUGGACCACAUGGUUUCUGACUGUAAUGUGAAGGAAACUGGAUGAACUAGAUGCUGGCAUUUGAAUAGUGAUGUUGUGUAGUGACGAUUUUCUUCAUCUCUCUUUGUACUGGAUGGGGAAUCAUUUGCAUAUCUGCAAAUGUUUGCCUUUCAGGAUCUAACAUAAUAUAAUAAACCUUAUCUUACAUAA
Molecule: messenger RNA, 780 nt
Organism: Ictidomys tridecemlineatus (thirteen-lined ground squirrel)
Lineage: Eukaryota; Metazoa; Chordata; Mammalia; Rodentia; Sciuridae
Source: RefSeq, a predicted model, not a curated record